Molecule: messenger RNA, 1861 nt
Organism: Mercurialis annua (annual mercury)
Lineage: Eukaryota; Viridiplantae; Streptophyta; Magnoliopsida; Malpighiales; Euphorbiaceae
Product: inositol 1,3,4-trisphosphate 5/6-kinase 4
Exons: 12
Coding region: 104-1600 (498 amino acids)
Biological process (GO): inositol trisphosphate metabolic process
Cellular component (GO): cytoplasm
Molecular function (GO): ATP binding; inositol-1,3,4-trisphosphate 6-kinase activity; inositol-3,4,5,6-tetrakisphosphate 1-kinase activity
Source: RefSeq, a predicted model, not a curated record
UCACUUUGCUUUACAAACACAGAAACAAAACGCAUCUUCUUCUUCAUAUAGUAAAGUGAAAAAGAAAAAUCACUGAUCAAACAAAGAAACUAAAUUAUCUAUAAUGGAAGCACCGCCACCACCACCACCACCAGCAGCCGCAUUAGUAAGCGGAGUCAUUUUAGACGAGUCCGUUUUAUUAGACAACAAUUCUGAAACCGCCACUCUCCGAUCACCGGCUCUGUCCCUCCUCCGUAAACUCCGCCAUUCCAACCUCCCUCACCUGGGGAUUUCAUAUUCAUCAUCUCUGUCUCACGAUAAGGUGAGCUUGCUUAAAAACACAGCAACUCAAUACUCAAUUGAUUGCUUUAUUUUGGACGGCUCUACUUGGACUUGGAGUGAUCAUAAUGAAGGGAGUGUUUUAUACGUCGUUACUAAGAGCAGCAAGGAUACAUUUAAUCUUUUUAACAAAUUGAAUUGGAUCAUCAUUGCUGUUGAUGCUAAGGGUGCUGUUGCUGAUCCUUAUGAUAAUUUGAAGACGCUGGGUAUUAGUAGAGUGGAAGAGUUGUAUUCUACUAUUUGUUGCUUAAAUAAAAAGGCAAUCGGCAAGGAUGUUGUGACAGUUGGUUAUAUCAUGAAGCCUUCCCGAGAAGAAGAUUUUGCAAAGAGGGGUGCAUUCCCCCUGUCUCCUACUCCAAAUGGAUUAAUGUUUAUGCCUCUCACAUUUGAACUGCCUCUACCAUCUCAACUGCAAUAUGUUGACAUAAUUCUACAUAAAGCAACAGAUGAAAUACUCUCUCUUGAAUUAAACAGCUCUACAGAAUUCGCAAAGAGCAUUACGUAUACCACAGGCAUGCAAGAAUUAAAAAGAUACAUGGAGCAUCACGCCAGCUGUUUCGUGAUCGACCCGCUUGAGAAAAUAUACCCUGUAUUGGAUCGGCUAAAAAUUCAACAAAUUCUUCUUGGGCUGGAGGAUCUCCAUACAGAAGGUCACCUUACAAUCAGAGGACCCCAUUUCCUAAAGGUUGAUGAUUUUAAUGAGCCAGAUUUGAUUCGGAGGUUGUCAGAAGCUAAACUGUCUCUUCCAAGUAUAGUCAAACCUCAGAUUGCAUGUGGGGUAGCUGAUGCCCACAGUAUGGCAAUUGUCUUUAGGGUUGAAGAUUUUAAGGAUUUAAGUGUUCCUCUUCCAGCAAUUGUUCAGGAAUAUGUAGAUCAUUCAUCGACCUUGUUCAAGAUAUAUGUCUUGGGUGAGAAAGUUUUCUAUGCUGUUAAAAAGUCUACGCCAAAUAUUGAUAUCUUGAUAAAAUCUUCUGAAUCAAAUGGGAUUGGACCUUUACUAUUUGACAGCUUAAAAUCUCUUCCUACUAGCACUGAGAAUUCUCUUUCAGCGACUCAUCAAUUUGAUUUUGCUCUAGUCACUGAUGCUGCAAAGUGGCUUGCAAGAAAACUUGAUCUUACAGUAUUCGGUUUUGAUAUUGUUGUAGAGGAACACACUCAUGACCAUGUGAUUGUGGAUGUAAAUUAUCUGCCAUCAUUCAAGGAAGUACCCGAUGAUGUGUCCAUUCCCGCCUUUUGGGAUGCAAUCAAAAACAAGUUUGAAUCAAGACGAGACAAGAAAUAGGUAUAUUUUUAUUGAUCAUUGGUCAUUGAUCUCGACAUGAAUUGAAACUACUAAACUUUUAUGAGUUCCAUUUUCCUUAGUUUCCUGGUUACACUAUUGAAACAAAUUCUACAUUCGCUAUUUCUGUUAGUACUAUCUUAAUAAUUAAUUAUUCAGAAGUGUGUAAUGGUAGGAGUUCUUCCAUCUUAUCACAUGUAGGCAUUGAUAUCACUACACUAGAACAAGAACACAGACAUUGCAAUCAAGAAUGUACAUUAGUUA